Messenger RNA from Octodon degus (degu), 1586 nucleotides. RefSeq names its product translocase of outer mitochondrial membrane 40 (gene Tomm40). Gene Ontology annotation, biological process: protein import into mitochondrial matrix. Lineage: Eukaryota; Metazoa; Chordata; Mammalia; Rodentia; Octodontidae. Gene Ontology annotation, cellular component: mitochondrial outer membrane; mitochondrial outer membrane translocase complex. The record is from RefSeq and is a predicted model, not a curated record. The coding region runs from base 93 to 1178 and encodes 361 amino acids. The transcript is spliced from 10 exons. Gene Ontology annotation, molecular function: transmembrane protein transporter activity.
ACUGUGGCGCCGGCGGCAGCAGGUUAGGUUGCGCGCCGCGCACGGGGUGGGAGCGGAGCCCAGGCUGGGAGCAGGCGCCGCAGCCAGCGACCAUGGGGAACGUGUUGGCCGCUAGCUCGCCGCCCGCAGGCCCGCCGCCGCCGCCUGCGCCAGCCCUCGUGGGGCUGCCGCCGCCUCCUCCUUCCCCACCCGGCUUUACGCUGCCGCCGCUCGGGGGCGGACUGGGCGCCGGGGCCAGCGCGGGCCGAGGUUCAGAACGGACGCCCGGGGCUGCAGCCUCCAGCACCGCAGGGGCCGCUGAUGACGGGGCCUGCGGCUGCUUGCCCAACCCGGGCACGUUCGAGGAGUGCCACCGGAAGUGCAAAGAGCUGUUUCCUAUUCAGAUGGAAGGCGUCAAACUCACUGUCAACAAAGGGUUGAGUAACCAUUUCCAGGUGAACCACACAGUAGCCCUCAGCACAGUUGGGGAGUCCACCUACCACUUUGGGGUCACAUAUGUGGGAACAAAGCAGCUGAGUCCCACAGAGGCCUUCCCUGUGCUGGUGGGUGACAUGGACAACAGUGGCAGCCUCAAUGCUCAGAUCAUUCACCAGCUGGGUCCCGGCCUCAGGUCCAAGAUGGCCAUCCAGACGCAGCAGUCAAAGUUUGUGAACUGGCAGGUGGAUGGGGAGUACCGGGGUUCAGACUUCACUGCAGCUGUCACCCUGGGGAACCCAGACGUCUUGGUGGGUUCAGGAAUCCUUGUGGCCCACUACCUCCAGAGCAUCACACCCUGUCUGGCCCUGGGCGGAGAACUGGUCUACCACCGGCGACCUGGGGAGGAGGGCACCGUCAUGUCUCUAGCUGGGAAAUACACACUAAACAACUGGUUGGCAACAGUGACACUAGGCCAGGCAGGCAUGCAUGCAACAUACUACCACAGAGCCAGUGACCAGCUGCAGGUGGGCGUGGAGUUUGAGGCCAGCACAAGGAUGCAGGAUACCAGUGUCUCCUUCGGGUACCAGCUGGACCUGCCCAAGGCCAACCUCCUCUUCAAAGGCUCCGUGGACAGCAACUGGAUUGUGGGAGCCACGCUGGAGAAGAAGCUGCCGCCACUGCCCCUGACGCUGGCGCUCGGGGCCUUCCUAAACCACCGCAAGAACAAGUUCCAGUGUGGCUUCGGCCUCACCAUCGGCUGAGCCUGCGCCCUCAGAUCGCGCCUCCGACCCUCCCCGCAGAGGGCGCCCAGCCCCCUCCUUUCCCUCCCUCCUGGGGGUCGGGGGCAGCGGAAAGGAGGGGGCCACCACCCCGCAGCUAAGGAGGGGUCCUGGGACCGAGGGUUCUGAGCGCAAGCGGUAGCGAGCCCAGAGGGCCUGGGCUGCCCCAGAGGAUUCCGAGUCCGAGAACUUCGAGCCUGAGCGCCAGGGCAGAGGCGGCCGCACAACCUCAGGGAGGAGUGGCGUGGUGUCCCGUGGAGCCGCCCGAGGGGCAGCGAGGAGCGCCCUGCCGCCAGCCCGUCCCUCCCGCCCUCCCCUUUACCCCUCGGUAUAAAUCAUGUUUAUAAGUUAUGGAAGAACCAAGACAUUUUACAGAAAAAAAAAAGAAAA